Molecule: messenger RNA, 2057 nt
Organism: Haliotis rubra (blacklip abalone)
Lineage: Eukaryota; Metazoa; Mollusca; Gastropoda; Lepetellida; Haliotidae
Exons: 2
Coding region: 86-1927 (613 amino acids)
Source: RefSeq, a predicted model, not a curated record
ACGGGACUGUGCAGUCUUCGCGCCAAUAGUGUCUACAAUCAACUGUGCAGAACGUACCCCUCCCACGGCCAGUAUAGGAGUAUUGAUGGACAGAACACACACAGACAUGAACCCUUUGCCACAAGUUAUGUUCAACGACCAGCUGUGUCCUGUUGACGUCAGAACAAACUCUGUUAUUGUUCCCAUGAGAAUACCUCUAGAAUCUAUCUCCCUGCCAAGCCGACAGCAGCCAACAGUCAGUCCUCGCUAUGUAUCUGACAAUCCCGUCUACCAGCUUCCUUGGUCGAAGAAGCCCCAGCAGGCGUGCAAGGACAGAAAGAAGAAGAAUGAAGUGAAUCCUUUCCGGUUGUUUGAACCCUCUCAGCCCACGAGGCCCAGGAACACUCGAAUCAGCCGAAAAUCUACGAGGAUCAGCCAGACGAUCAGUCCAGGGAUACAUGUCGCAUCACCGAUGGGUAUGCUGAAACAUCUGCAUUUAGCUGAUCCCCCAGCUUCCGUUCCACCAACCGUAGCCACAAGCAUCAAUAAUCCGGUACAGACUGCAUUGCCACCUAGGAGGGGUUUCCGGAGGCUAAAACCCUACCAGAAGUCAGAUCCCUUCACCAUUCACAAACUUUCAUCGAAUCAACAAAUAAUCUCUCACCAGGGACAGCUGGUGGUUAGUCCAAAUCGGAUCUUUAACCAGAUUCCACAUACCAGACCCACCGUGCCGACCUUUGUACCAGUAAACCAGCAAGGGGCAGCCAUUCAGUUUUUCGAGGGACGAAACAAGGCCUCAACAUAUCACCCUAUUCAAACACACCAGGAAAAGGCAGUUGAGUUCGAAAAUAGAAACGUGUUUUCAGUAAAGUCAGGCUACGGCUCCGACACAUGUGGUUUUGAGAGGAAUUUUCUCCCUGUCAAAGUACAGCCAUACUAUCAUGGAAUUUCUCCUGGAGAAGAUGCUCUUGUUCUUCCCCUGACACCCCAACAGCCUACUGAAGGCACCACUAUUAGUCAGCAAUGGAAGGCUCCACCCGUUUACCCGUCUUCUGGGUGGGAGCGCAUGGCUCCAUCCAUUUACCCUUCUGAACGGGAGCGUAUGGCUCCACCCAUAUACCCUACUCCCGCCUGCCCACCCACCGAGGGGGAGAGUGUGGCUCCAUGCAUCUACCCUUUUACAAAGUGGGAAUGUGCGGCUCCACCAGGCUGCUCUGCUAAUGAUUGGAAGCAACUAGUUCCAUCUGUCUACCUUCCUGAUGAAUACAAGCCUGUGGCUCUGACCUGUUCAUCUGCUGAGUGGGGAGGUUUUUCUGUGUCAGAUGCAACUCACCGGACAACAACUGAGCACAUGUGCGUUCAGGAUCAACUUAUCGAUGUAAUUACCGAGGUGAGAAAGGACACUUUGGCAAGCUCUUCUGAUUGCUCUCGACCCGUCCCUUGUCCUAUUGAGCAGUUGUCGCGUGACCUUGACCUCGCCGAGGCCACAUCAAUGGCUCUAAUUGUAGUUACCAUGGGUAACGGAUCCUUCAUUGCAGACGACAUGUUCCCGGAUGAGUACAGAUCAGUGAUAUGUGAACUGGAUUCAAUUGUGGAAGAGUCUCGACUAAUGGAAGCAUUCUCUGUAGAUGAACACGACGUUAAUGAGAAUGACGUUGUGGUGGUCCAUGACGAUACUGAGUCGCCAUCUGAAUCGAGCAUCGACAGUGAUGUGGAUGUGGAUUCAGAUAAUCGCUCUGAUACAUGUUCCACAAGCAGGCCAUGGCCUCGUAACGUAGCUGGAUCACUGAGGUGGGUAAAGGGGCAACAGCAUGACCCGGUUGCUUUUGGAAGGAAAUGUUACAUGGGUACCCGUGGGGACUUGAAUGUUCCCCUCACUAGUGUGGACCACACCGUGGAUUACAUACUCGGACUCGACUGCCCACUGCCGCAGUUCGUGGAAACAUGACUUCACGACAGUACUGCUUGACCCUACAAGAAUGAAUGACGGAAUGAGUCGUCCAUUAUUCUUGGUUUACCAUUUCCUAUGAUGCAACUACUUGCGUGUGUAAUGAACACCUUCCAAAUAACAACUCUCA